Molecule: messenger RNA, 2410 nt
Organism: Coturnix japonica (Japanese quail)
Lineage: Eukaryota; Metazoa; Chordata; Aves; Galliformes; Phasianidae
Gene: EVI2B
Product: ecotropic viral integration site 2B
Biological process (GO): regulation of stem cell division; positive regulation of neutrophil differentiation
Source: RefSeq, a predicted model, not a curated record
CCUCUUUAGCUGCAGAAACUUGCUUCAACGUGAGACAAGCCAUUUUAGAGCUGCUCGACUCCUAGUACAGUCUGUCCUCCUAAGGCUUCAUACAAAAGAAAGAUUGCUUGCUUGACAGAAGACAAAGGAGGGGACGUAUUUAAACAGACUGAAGGAAAAUGGUCAACAAUGCAGUAAUAUUGGUCCUCUUGUGUGGAGAAAUUUGGGAAUCACUUUCCACUGAAAUACCUUCAAAUGUUUCCACAAAUGAAAGCAGCGUGUAUAUCAGCACCAGGAGCCCGGCAAAUGUUUCCACAAAUGAAAGCAGUGUGUAUAGCAGCACCAGGAGCCCAGCAGAGGACAGAUCUACCACAUACCAACUGCAAACAACCAGCCCCAGCAUGCAGAAGCCUGGAGGAGUUCUGACUGCUGGGACAACACUGCCACAGCUGCCUGAACUACACAUAGAGCCCACCAACGGCAGCUGGGUAGCAGCAAUGAUAAUGGGCAUUGUUUUGGUUGGUAUGGUGAUCGCUAUUAGUACCAUUGUUCUAUGGAAAUGCUGCAAGAAGCCGUUGCUAGCCGAUUCAAAUUGGGCAGGUCAGUCUCCAUUUGCAGAUGGAGACACUCCAGAUGCCUUUAUGGACUCUGGCCAGGCUACCAAACGUUCAUCAGUUUUAUUUAUGUUGCCUUGGAAAUUAAGAGAAGAACCAUUGGUACAACAUGACCCUCCUGCAUUAGAGAAACCACCCAAUGGCACCUCCAGCACUCAGCAGCCCCCAGCAGAGCACAGCUGCUCUGCCACCGACACUGCUGGAGCAACGGCCCCAGGCACAGAAGCAGCAAGCCCAGAACAGGUGCUGUGCCCACAGCUUGCUGAGUGCUCCGAGCUGCCUCCUCCCCCUGAAUGGCUGACUGGGCCAGCUGAGGAGCACGCCUCGGAUCCUGGCCAGCAAGAGGAACUUCCCUCGGAAAUGAAGGAACCAUAUCCCCCACCACCAGAGCUAAUUAUUGAAGCGACUUGUGAGCCUCUGCCACAGCCAGAAAACCCUCAGUAGACUGCCAAAAUAACUUUCCAAAACGCUUCUCAUUUUUCUUAAGUGAAGCACUCUUCAAAUAACUGAACUUCAAAUAACUGAAUAAUGGAGAAGUUGACACAGGCAAGAACAGUGAGACCGCAGCACGAGCAACAGCUCCCCAGCAUUUCUCAACAUCGGCUUUCACAAAAUGGGAAGCACCCCCCCUCCCUUUCUGCCUGAAACAAACCACGCCAGAAGACAGCACGCCUGGUGCCCACUGCACGGCCUAAUAGUGACUCCACUGUGCAGAUAACCAACAAUUCUUGAUAUUGGAGGCUGCAGAAAACUGUGUGUACCUUUGUGUGUCAGUACAUGAAACAUGCAGAUGGAUGUGGAGAGUAAAACUUUAGAGGGACUUGGAGCUUCUUGCAAAGGUUUGUUCUAUUAGACUAAAAUGAACGCAGUGAAUUCAAGUUAAUUUUAAUAAAGCUUUCUAAUUUGAAGAUGUUUUGGUUGCUUAAAGCAUAACAGAGUUAUUUGCUUAGAUACAAAGCUUCUAAUUCAAAACAGUCCAAAUGCUCUGGCAUGCAUACAUACAGACUGUCUCAUACAGAGGUCUAUUUUCUGCAUUAGAUUGAGAAACUGCUGGGGAACUCUGGAUGACAGGUAUUCAAAGCAAAUCCCCCAGCAGCUACCAGUCCUUUAUGAAGAGGAAGAAGAGCUCCAGAUCAAAGACUGAUGAAAUGCUUACUGAUGUAAAACCUCCCAUUACUUUGAGUUAUCUUUCAGUAAUAUAGUAGUAUAACUUUUGGUAGUAUAGUGAAAAAGAGGAUAUGGCUACAGACACAUGAAGAAGGGAAAGGUGGCAUUUGACCGAUAUACUUGGUGUUGAUGGAUGAAACGAACAGUCCACAGAACAUCUAGGCAAAUGACUAUUGGAAUUAGCUGCAUACGUUUACUAAUUUCUUCCUCUCAAGUAGGAUUUUCAGAAUUGAUUCAAUGUUAUUAAACUUGAAAAAAUGGUUUAAGGUUGUCUAGAUUGCAGGUUCCUUUAACUCCAGAUGUCCAGGUGUUGGAGAGGUUCCUUUCUGGGCCCCAAGUAUGAGCUGUUCACCAUCCUGACCAGAACCAUGCAUUUUUAUUUUACCUAUUUGACAAUAAAUUGAAGGGAAUCCAAGGUGAAUUAGAAACAUUUAUUUUACUGGCAUUUAAUGCCUAGAUUUGUAGAGAGAAGCUGCUGGAUAGCAAGGCUAGGUUUCCAUGGCAUCUCUGCAAAGAGACACGACAAAGAACUUGCAGCCUUGAGUUUGCUGGGGGAGGGAAUAUAUGUUUGGAUGUCACAUAUAUAUGUACCUAUUACAAUUGACUUUAAAUUUCAAAAACUACCAAUAAAAAUUAAGUCUUAAGUUGCA